Molecule: messenger RNA, 1662 nt
Organism: Cinclus cinclus
Lineage: Eukaryota; Metazoa; Chordata; Aves; Passeriformes; Cinclidae
Gene: HAS2
Product: hyaluronan synthase 2
Exons: 3
Coding region: 1-1662 (553 amino acids)
Biological process (GO): extracellular matrix assembly; hyaluronan biosynthetic process
Molecular function (GO): hyaluronan synthase activity
Source: RefSeq, a predicted model, not a curated record
AUGUAUUGUGAGAGGUUUAUAUGUAUCCUGAGAAUACUUGGAACCACACUCUUUGGGGUGUCCCUCCUGCUGGGAAUCACCGCUGCUUACAUUGUGGGCUACCAGUUCAUCCAAACAGACAAUUACUACUUCUCCUUUGGACUCUAUGGUGCUAUCCUGGCAUCACAUCUCAUCAUCCAAAGCCUGUUUGCCUACCUAGAGCACAGGAAAAUGAAACGAUCGCUAGAGACUCCAAUCAAACUGAACAAAACAGUUGCCCUUUGUAUUGCUGCCUAUCAAGAAGAUCCUGACUACUUAAGAAAAUGUUUACUUUCUGUAAAAAGAUUGACCUACCCUGGAAUUAAAGUUGUUAUGGUCAUUGAUGGGAACUCAGAAGACGACGUUUACAUGAUGGACAUUUUCACUGAAAUCAUGGGUAGGGACAGUUGUGCCACUUAUAUCUGGAGUAAUAACUUCCAUGACAAAGGUCCGGGUGAGACAGAGGAGUCUCACAGAGAGAGCAUGCAAUACGUAUCUCAGCUGGUCCUGUCCAACAAAAGUGUUUGCAUCAUGCAGAAAUGGGGUGGAAAAAGAGAAGUAAUGUACACAGCAUUCAAAGCACUGGGGAGAAGUGUGGAUUAUGUACAGGUCUGUGAUUCAGAUACAAUGCUUGAUCCAGCCUCAUCAGUGGAGAUGGUAAAAGUUUUAGAAGAAGAUCCAAUGGUUGGAGGAGUUGGAGGUGAUGUACAGAUUUUGAACAAAUAUGAUUCCUGGAUCUCCUUUCUGAGCAGUGUGAGAUACUGGAUGGCAUUUAACAUCGAAAGAGCCUGUCAGUCCUACUUUGGUUGUGUACAGUGCAUUAGUGGACCUCUGGGAAUGUACAGAAACUCUUUACUCCAUGAAUUUGUGGAAGAUUGGUACAAUCAAGAGUUUAUGGGCUCCCAGUGCAGCUUCGGAGAUGACAGGCAUCUAACUAACAGAGUGCUAAGUCUGGGCUAUGCAACAAAAUACACAGCAAGAUCCAAGUGCCUCACGGAAACACCGAUCGAGUAUCUCAGGUGGCUGAAUCAGCAGACCCGCUGGAGUAAAUCCUACUUUAGAGAGUGGCUUUAUAAUGCCAUGUGGUUCCACAAGCACCAUUUGUGGAUGACCUACGAAGCUGUAAUCACUGGAUUCUUUCCUUUCUUCCUUAUUGCCACAGUCAUUCAGCUCUUCUACAGGGGAAAAAUCUGGAACAUCCUCCUCUUCCUGUUGACAGUUCAGUUAGUUGGCCUGAUAAAGUCUUCCUUUGCCAGCUUCCUUAGGGGCAACAUUGUCAUGGUCUUCAUGUCACUCUACUCAGUGUUGUACAUGUCAAGUUUACUGCCAGCAAAGAUGUUUGCAAUUGCCACAAUAAACAAAGCAGGGUGGGGCACGUCAGGAAGGAAAACCAUUGUAGUUAAUUUUAUAGGACUCAUUCCAGUCUCCAUUUGGUUUACAAUCCUCCUAGGUGGCGUAAUUUUCACUAUUUACAAGGAAUCAAAAAAGCCAUUUUCUGAGUCAAAACAGACAGUUCUCAUCAUUGGCACAAUACUCUAUGCAUGUUACUGGGUUUUGCUUUUGACUUUGUACAUGGUUCUUAUCAACAAAUGUGGCAGGCGGAAGAAAGAGCAACAACACUACGACAUGGUGCUAGACGUAUGA